Pocillopora verrucosa is the source of this 1260-nucleotide messenger RNA. RefSeq names its product homeobox protein MOX-2. Lineage: Eukaryota; Metazoa; Cnidaria; Anthozoa; Scleractinia; Pocilloporidae. Gene Ontology annotation, molecular function: DNA-binding transcription factor activity, RNA polymerase II-specific; RNA polymerase II cis-regulatory region sequence-specific DNA binding. Gene Ontology annotation, cellular component: nucleus. Gene Ontology annotation, biological process: positive regulation of transcription by RNA polymerase II. The record is from RefSeq and is a predicted model, not a curated record.
UCAAAUUUUACAAUCAGCAAUCGAUGCCACUGCUGAGGAGAUAUACAAGAAAAUGUACGCCAGAGGAUUUGGGUAUAGUAGUCAGACUUACGGCCAUUAUAACCCCCAAUACCACAUUCCCCAGCAAAACUCACCGCACCAUCCGCCUUAUCAGCAGUACAUUUACAACGCGCCCCGCUAUGGAUUUAACACGUUUACCCGUGGCAAUCCAGCUCCGUUCAACCAUAUUGCAACAUCACCCUCGGCGAUCCAUUAUCCGGGAGAAUCGCGCUUACCCGAUCUGGCGAGUCAAAGAAAAAGCUACGAAGCUCAUUGUCAUUACUACUCGCCCUCGCCUCUUCCUCCGCAACCUGCCCUUCAGCCGCCAGAGCCUCCGAUACAGCGAGACAAGGAAACUGAACAUGGCAUACACGAAAGAAACACGAGCACGAAAUUAACUGACAAUUGUUACCCAGUCGAUGAAGUCGAUGAGGACGAAGACGAUGAAGAAGAAAAAACAGAGAAACCAAAAGGAAAAAAAAGAAAAGAGAGAACAGCAUUUACCACACAUCAGCUACGUGAACUAGAAAACGAGUUUACUCGAAACAAUUAUCUCACGAGACUGCGACGAUAUGAAAUCGCUGUUACCUUGGACUUAUCAGAGAGACAAGUGAAGGUCUGGUUUCAAAACAGACGAAUGAAGUGGAAAAGAGUUAAAGGCGAAAAGAAACCCGAGAAAAAAUCUCCUUUCCAGAUAAUGCAACAGGAAAAAGAAAGGCUGCAGCAGGAAUCCUGUACGUAACCAAGGAACGUAAAUAACUACGAAGAGGGAGGUCUUGGUGUUUUUAUGACCCCCUUCCCUCCCGACCCCUUACUAGUUUUCGUCAAGGGAAAGUUAUCAUUUCAAAUAACGAAAAGUAGAGAAAAUGCAGAUGUCUACCCCCCCUUCAGCUGUCAAAAAGACACUAUGAUAGGACCCCAUACUAGAGCAUCUCUCCUACCCAUUUCCUACUAGUAACCUGGCCUACUUUUCAACUGUCUCGCAACUUUUAAAGUGUAAAAAGAAAGAACAACUGAAUAUUGACGGAUUUCUGAUAUUUGUUUUUAGCAUUUUGUCCAAAAUUAAGACAAGAAUAUUAUAUGAAUUUUUUUCCGCACGUAAGCUAAGUUAUCUAUUUUGUCUUCAAAGCAAAACGUAAUAGGUAUGCUCGUGUGGAGAACAAAAAAAACGUAAGUUAAUAUUCUUUACCUGUAAAUAAACCUUAGUGUCAUUUUUUCCAA